Messenger RNA from Ostertagia ostertagi, 1443 nucleotides. The record is from the annotation of a GenBank genome assembly. Lineage: Eukaryota; Metazoa; Nematoda; Chromadorea; Rhabditida; Trichostrongylidae.
AUGUCCUCGACCCCGUUCCGCCUGGCGGCUGCGCUGCUGGCGCUCAGCGCCUGGGCUGCCCCGUCCCUGGCCGCCGGCCCGCAAGUGACCUUCGCGGCCACCCCGAAUCCGGCGCAGCAGGGCGGCGUGGUCGACAUCGACGUGCUGGUUUCGCAGGUCACCGACCUGUACGCCUACCAGUUCUCGAUCACUUUCGACGCGAGCCUGCUGCAGGUCAGCAGCCUGUCGAUGGGCAGCUUCCUGUCGGCGGGCGGCACCACCCUGGGCGACACCGGCACCGUCGACAACACCGCCGGCACCAUCACCUUCGCCUACAACACGCUCAUCGGCGCCCUGCCCGGUGUGAGCGGCAGCGGCACACUGCUGACGCUGCACAUGAACGCCAUCGGCACCGGCACGAGCGCCCUCGGCUUCGUGCCGGCGGACACGCUGUUCGUGGACAGCAACCUCGCGACGAUCGGCCUGACGACCGUCGACAGCAGCGUGCAGGUCGCCACCGCCGUGCCGGAGCCCGAGACCUACCUCAUGCUCGCCGCGGGCCUGGCCGGCCUCGGGCUUGGCAAGACGUUGAACCAGGUCUUCCAGGCCAGCAACCUUCGCGCGCAUCCCGGCCAACUACACCGCACGUGGUCGCGGCGUUUGCGCAGCCCAACUUCACGCUGGGGCGGCAUGGCGGCCAACAACUGGUCGGGCACCGGCAUCAACUUCAACGGCCGACCGUCGGACAUCAAGGCCGCCAUCGACGUGCUGCACGCCCGCAACAUCAAGGUGAUCCUGGCCGUGGGCGGCGCCACCUACAACAGCUGGAGCACGCUGUCGGCCGAAGGCCAUGCGGGCAGCGGCCCGACGAUCACCGCACUGGCCAACCUGAUGAAGGACGUGGGCUUCGACGGGCUGGACGUGGACUUCGAGAUCGAAGGGCUGGAUGCCUAUGCCGGCGCCGUGAAGGCGAUGCGCAAGGCGGUCGACCUGGCCGGCGGCGGGCGCAUCCUGAGCGUGGCGGCCUGGUCUACGGGGGCGGACUGCACCGGCGCCACGGCCAACGACCCGCAUACCGCAAGCUCUUCCCGAGCAGCACCAUCGUGUCGAUCGGCUUCGAGACCGCGCCGGAAGGCUGGUCCGGCGGGCAAGCUGGUGGUCAACAACGCCGACGCGCAGUGCACCGGCUCGGUCAUCCUGCAGAACAGCUACGGCGUCAACAUCAACCAGCCCUACUCCGUGGAGCGCUACCUGAACGCCGUGACGACGAGCACGCUGGCCAACCGGAACCCGCGUGACGGCGCCAUGCUGUGGCAGGCGCUCAAGACCGCCACCGGCAACUGCGGCAGCGCGCCGCUGGCCUCGCCGGGCAGCAUCGGCAAGAAGGCGGCCAGCAGCCUGGAACCUGGUGGACGACCCGGCGCUGCAGAACGCGCCCUGGAAGUGAUGUCUCCUCGGGCCUGA